UGUCCCUUCACAUUCCUCACAAGGCCUCUCAUUCUAUUGAGACUGGCUAAAUAACCUGCCGUCGUCACACAAGGCAGUCCACUCCGGCACUUGCUCAUCGCGACUUCCCUCGAGCGUGUUGUCCCUCACGCUUCGGACGCGUUAAAUAUCGUCUCCCAUCCUUCCCUCUCUAGGUCACCACAAUGCGUUCCAUUCUCCAGCCUCUCGCUGGACGCACUGUGUUUGCACCAAUUGAAACAAUCGUCUUCUUCGCCAUCGUCGGAACUCUCGCAUACUUCCAGGUCCUUUCAGCAAUUAAGCACUCUUCAUUCUUCGCUCCCGCCGUUCCUUCAACACUCCGUCCAGCCCAUGCAUUACUGCGUGAUGGCGAGUGGGUCGGCGUCGAUGAAGACUGGUAUUUGAAACGCGUUAAAACAUCAGAUUCCCGUCCAUUGGAAUUACAGCAAUUAAUAUUUUCAUUAGAUCCUGCUCAGUCUUCGGUUCCAGUCACUGCAGACUCCGCACCUGUCGACCUCGUAUCAUUAUCACAAUCUAUUGACAAUAUCACGCACCAUAUAGCUCAUGAGUUCUCUACCCCAUCAGGCGAGACGUACACAUCCCUGUGCUAUUAUCCAGUGACCGGUGAAUCCUCGUUACCCGCUUCAUGUUUUACCACCGCAUCCCUCCAGACCUCCCGGUCGAAGAUGGUCACCCUGUCUUUUGCUGCUGGUGCUAGCGAUGCAUUUGUAGAUGCGCUGAACCAUCAACCCGGUUUCCCGGCUGAUGAAUCUGGAGUCAGAUACCAAAUAGAGAGCCACGUCACAGAGACCAUCGGUGAAAUGGAAGGUGGUAAAUGGAUGGCCUACGCUGCACGCGCCCUUAUUGUGCGAUUCUGGGAGCUUACCAAGAAAGCGGAUUCCCUGGACAUCUUGCUCGUCCUCGUUGGUUACAUCCUCAUGCACGCGUCAUUCAUUCGUUUGUUCUUCUCAGCUCGCGCACUUGGUUCCAACUUGAAGCUUAGCAUUGCAAUCAUGUCAUCAUCCAUCCUCGCAUUCAUGCUCGCUCUCCCCAUCUCCCAUUACCUUGAGAUUCCUUUGGAUCCAAUUAGUCUCACCGAAGCUCUGCCCUUCUUUGUCUGCACAGUUGGCUUCGAUAAGCCCCUCCGUCUUGCCGCUGCUGUAUUCAACCACCCUCAUCUGUUAUCUCCCGUUAAAGAGGGCAGGUGGCGUGGCCAGAUGAAACCCGCCGGUGAAGUAGUCAUGGAAGCAAUCGAAAACAGCGGUAAUGCCAUCUUGCGCGAUUACGCCCUCGAGAUCGCAGUCCUUUCCAUGGGAGCGAAAAGCAAAGUUGGUGGUCUGAAGGAGUUCUGUGCGCUUGCAGCGCUGACCCUGACAUUGGAUUGUGUUCUAUUCGGCACCUUCUAUGCCGCGAUGUUGGCAAUUAUGGUCGAGGUCCGGAGGAUUAAAGCUGCUCGUGACAUGACGAGAUCCCGGAGCUCAAAUAAUCUGACUGAACGCAAACCAAGUGCCCUUGUCCGUUCACUUCCUCAAGCCCAGGACGCUAGCCUGAGCCGUCAGCUCUCAGAGAGCCUAUUGGGUGUUAAGGGUUCUAUGCUCAGACAGAAGAACAGCCCACCACCAGAAGUUAAGGAAGAGAACCCCCUCGCACGUCUGAAGCUUCUUCUUAUCGCAUCCUUCCUGACGCUGCACAUUCUGAACUUCGCAACGACGCUCACACCUGCGACCAUCACCAGAUACCAGACUCAGACCCUGAUCGACUCUGCAGUACGCGAGAGCACGGUGUCACAUAAAGUUGACAUUACCUCUCCUGCCAUUGCAGGCGUGCUUGCCAACCUUGCCGCUAUCGACGUGUCUCUUCAGGUAGAAGUAGACAACAUAUCCGCACCUGCAGAUCUCCUUGUCAAGAUUACCCCGCCCUUGUACAUCCGUGUCACGCCACCAGGUCCAGUUCGUCCCCGUGCACUAUUCAGAUCUACUGAGGCCGUUGAGAACUUUAUGACUGGUUGGACAACACUCGUGGGCGACCCCAUUUUGUCAAAGUGGAUCGUCCUUGUCCUCGCUGUCAGCGUCGCACUCAAUGGUUACCUUCUCAAGGGCAUAGCUGAGGGUGCCAUGCGUGGACUGCAGCCCAACAAUGUGCGCUUCAGGUCGGUCGUUGCUGAGAAACGCGAGCAGGAUGAUGAGGAGAUUGUGACACCUGGAGUCAAGGCUGCUGGUGCACGCAGACGGUCAUCGUUCGUGGUUGGUGAUUCGAAGCCGCCUUCACCAAGUUCUUCAGAUUCCGAGAGGCCUAUCCUCCGUCCCCUUGCUAUCCGUCCUAUGCGUGUUGUUGCACCCAUUGCAAUUCCCGCUGCCACUGGCGUGUCUGCACACAUGCUUGACAUGAAGCUUCGCGCACAAGCCUUGUCUGCACCUGCACCAAGAGAGGACCAGCCACUUCAGUUCCCUGUCCGAUCUCUGGAGCAGUGCAUUGAGGUGUUUGAGAAUGGGCCUCGUCCUGCGUCGGCGGCUCUUGCGACGCUCAAUGACGAGGAGGUUGUCAUGCUCGCACAGAACGGGAAGAUUGCGGCGUAUGCGUUGGAGAAGGUGCUUGGUGAUCUUGAGCGGGCUGUGACCAUCCGUCGCGCAUUGAUCUCUCGUGCAACUGACACCAAAUCGCUUGAGUACUCGGAUAUCCCCAUGCACAACUAUGAUUACUCUCGUGUCGUUGGCGCGUGCUGUGAGAACGUUGUCGGUUACAUCCCUAUUCCUCUUGGUAUCGCCGGCCCUCUCAACAUCGAUGGCGAGAUUGUCCACAUUCCCAUGGCUACCGCCGAAGGCACACUCGUGGCUUCUACUUCCCGUGGUUGCAAAGCUCUCAAUGCAGGCGGAGGUGUUACAACUGUCCUCACCAAUGACGCCAUGACGCGUGGACCUGCGAUCGACUUCCCUUCCAUUGUUAUGGCUGCAGAGGCUAAGGCAUGGAUUGACUCUGAAGAAGGCUUUGAGAUCAUCCGUGAGGCAUUUGAGUCGACGUCACGUUUCGCUAAGCUUCAACGCCUCAAGACUGCCAUGGCUGGUCGUACGCUCUUCGUCCGGUUCGCAACACGCACUGGUGAUGCUAUGGGCAUGAACAUGAUUUCCAAGGGUACAGAGAAGGCGCUCGAGGUUGUGCAGAAGUAUUUCCCGGAGAUGAUCACGCUUGCUCUGUCGGGCAACUACUGCACAGACAAGAAACCUGCUGCUAUCAACUGGAUUGAGGGACGCGGAAAGAGUGUAGUGGCUGAGGCUGUUAUCCCUGGAAAGGUUGUCAAGAGCGUGUUGAAGACCACGGUUGAGGCGCUCUGCAAUCUCAACACGAAGAAGAACUUGGUUGGCAGUGCUAUGGCGGGCUCGAUUGGUGGCUUUAAUGCACAUGCUGCAAAUAUUCUCACUGCGAUUUUCUUGGCUACUGGUCAGGACCCUGCGCAGAACGUGGAGAGUUCGAAUUGUAUGACCCUCAUGGAACCAACUAACGAUGGUGAAGAUCUCCUUAUGACUGUAUCCAUGCCCUCGAUCGAGGUCGGCACUGUUGGUGGAGGUACUGUUCUCGGACCCCAGGGCUCCGUUCUCGAGAUGCUGGGGAUCAAGGGUGCACACUCCACCACUCCCGGCCACAAUGCACAGCGCCUUGCUUGUAUUAUUGCUGCUUCCGUCAUGGCCGGUGAGCUCUCGCUGCUCAGUGCUCUCGCCGCCGGCCACCUUGUCCGUGCACAUCUCGUCCACAACCGCUCCCAAGCCAAUACCCCAACGUCAUCACGGCCCGUUACCCCUGGACUCAUUGCCAGUGACAUCGUUUGGGAGCAGAAGACCGCUGAGAAAAGUCUCGGACCACGGUCUGAUCCUGUGCUCACGCAUUCAUUAUCGACGACAUCAUUACCCCCGUACACAGCAAACCCGGAGACCGAGAUCGAGACUAAGCCAUCUCAGUAGCUGCAGGAGCGGUGCUGGCUGACCGCGUCUCCGUGAUACUGACUGAUUUCGAGACUGACGAUCAUCAUUAUUUCUUUUAGACUAUGUCUCAUACUCAUCUACCUACAUCAAUAUUUUUUUCCAUUGCUUUCGCUCAGCAUCUAGACGGAAAAUAGCUAUAGGGUCUUUAUCUUUGUAUAUUUGUAGUUAGUUGGCUUAUACUACGUAGCGACCGCCUUUAUGUUGUGCGUUCAAUGAAUACCUCGUGAUUGACUUA
This is a messenger RNA of Suillus subalutaceus, 4206 nucleotides long. Its product is annotated as hydroxymethylglutaryl-coenzyme A reductase-domain-containing protein. Bases 183 to 3950 code for a protein of 1255 amino acids. The record is from RefSeq and is a predicted model, not a curated record. The transcript is spliced from 8 exons. Gene Ontology annotation, molecular function: protein binding; hydroxymethylglutaryl-CoA reductase (NADPH) activity. Gene Ontology annotation, cellular component: endoplasmic reticulum membrane; peroxisomal membrane. Gene Ontology annotation, biological process: ergosterol biosynthetic process; coenzyme A metabolic process; isoprenoid biosynthetic process. Lineage: Eukaryota; Fungi; Basidiomycota; Agaricomycetes; Boletales; Suillaceae.